AUGCUAGAGCUGGACUUUCCGCAGACGAAAGAGAGGAUCAACGGGAACAACAACGCCGAAGGAGCCGAGCGUCAGCAAAGGAGCAGUAUCUACAAAACAUCAAAUACGGACCAACUGAAUGCUGCAUAUGCUGUGGAGGGACUUGGUUUAUAUCUCAGGCUGAAUCUUCACGACAGUCUCAACGAAACAUGGAUGCUAGAGCUGGACUUUCCGCAGACGAAAGAGAGGAUCAACGGGAACAACAACGCCGAAGGAGCCGAGCGUCAGCAAAGGAGCAGUAUCUACAAAACAUCAAAUACGGACCAACUGAAUGCUGCAUAUGCUGUGGAGGGACUUGGUUUAUAUCUCAGACCAGGACUGUCGCUACGAGGACAUAGAGAUGAUGGCACACUGGCGCUGGAAAUUCCAAAAGAUAAUGACGGAAAUUUCAGGGCACUUCUGCGUUUUUCGGUGGAUAGUGGAGAUCUGGCACUACAAGAAAAUUUAAAGGUGGCUGGUGGUAAUGCAACAUACUUGAGCCAUAGAAUGCAGAACGAGAUCUUUGAUGCUGGAGCGGAAAUCAUCACUAGAGAGUUGGUGAGAAGGAUCAAUGAGACGAAGUGUUUCACUGUAACCGCAGAUGAAACGUCUGAUGUAAGUGGAAUCGAACAAUUUACGGUUGGAGCAAGGUUCGUUCAGGAAAUCGAAGGGAGACACGCGAUCCGAGAAGACUUCUUGUGCUUUAUUCCUGUAGAGGACAUGACUGGCGCCGGGCUUGCAAAUUUGCUGCUUAAAACUUUGCAAAAACUUGGAGUUGACACUCACUUCAUGAAAGGGCAAGGUUAUGAUGGAGCUCGAGCAAUGAGUGGACAGUUGAAAGGCUGUGCAGCCAUUGUAAAGAAGACAUGUCCAGAUGCUCUUUAUCUUCAUUGUGCCAAUCACAACCUUAACCUGGCCAUUACCCAUGCGUGCGACAUUGCACCAAUUCGGAACUGCAUUGGAACAGUUAAGCAAGUUGUGAACUUCUUUCGUUUGUCGAGCAAAGCUGGAAAUUUAUUGAAAAAACAUAUCCUGGCAGAAAAUCCUAGUGCCAAGCAGACACGUCUGCUAAAAUUUUGGGAAACGCGUUGGGUCGAACAUCUUGCUUCUCUAGGAUUGUUCUAUGAAGCACUGGAAUUCAUUUGUUUGACGCUCGAAGAUUUAAAUGAGCUGAGAUCAAAAACAGAUGGAGUACAGCCGAAUAGCUUGCUUGCUUCCAUCCAAACAUCGCAAUUCAUUGUUGCGUUGGUUGUUAUGGUACCAGUAUUCAGCUUGACGAAGAACCUGAGCCAGAAUUUGCAAAAAGAAGAAUGCGAUUUGAGUGACUGCGUCCAAUAUGCGAACAAUGUUCACGAAGAACUAAAGAAGAUGCGCGCCAGGGCCGACGAAAAAUUUGCAGAAAUAUUCCAGUCAGCAAAUCAAAUUGCUGGGAAGAUGGGUAUAGACCUAACUGUUCCUCGGCAAGUAGGACGUCAAUAUAAUCGUGACAAUUAUUUUGGGAGUCCUGAAGAGUACUAUCGACGGUCAAUUUUUAUCCCAUUUUUGGAUAACUAUCUGGAAGAACUUGACUUGAGAUUUCUCGAACAUCGAGCACUAUUGUCAAUGAUACAGAAUAUCAUCCCAGCCAAAUGCGCAGAGCUCGAUGAAGAGGCAAUAAAAAAAACUGUUAAUUUUUUUGAAGAAAAAUGGCCGAACGACAUCACUGGGUCUGUGGAGGAGUUGCAAGUAGACAUCAAGCUUUGGAAAAGGUUCUGUUCAAACAUUCCAGAAAAAAAACGCCCAAAAUCAUUUAUUGAAGCUCUGGACGUUUGCAAUAAAAGAUUAAACACCCAAAUAUACAGGCUUCUUCAAAUUUGUGGGACACUACCGGUCACAGUUGCCUCUAGUGAACGGUCCUUCUCCACUUUGCGAAGAUUAAAAACUUACUUGCGCAAUCGGACUGGAGAGGAACGGCUGAACGGACUGGCGCUUCUGAACAUUCACAGAGAUGUGAAUGUUACUAGUGAUCAAAUUCUGGAUAUCCUCGCAAAAAGAUCAAUAAGGAUUGACAUCACUUUGUAG
Molecule: messenger RNA, 2079 nt
Organism: Drosophila ficusphila
Lineage: Eukaryota; Metazoa; Arthropoda; Insecta; Diptera; Drosophilidae
Product: 52 kDa repressor of the inhibitor of the protein kinase-like
Exons: 5
Coding region: 1-2079 (692 amino acids)
Molecular function (GO): protein dimerization activity
Source: RefSeq, a predicted model, not a curated record